This is a messenger RNA of Scophthalmus maximus (turbot), 3128 nucleotides long. RefSeq names its product adiponectin receptor 1a (gene adipor1a). The transcript is spliced from 8 exons. The record is from RefSeq and is a predicted model, not a curated record. Gene Ontology annotation, cellular component: plasma membrane. Lineage: Eukaryota; Metazoa; Chordata; Actinopteri; Pleuronectiformes; Scophthalmidae. Gene Ontology annotation, molecular function: signaling receptor activity. Bases 316 to 1446 code for a protein of 376 amino acids. Gene Ontology annotation, biological process: adiponectin-activated signaling pathway.
CAGACUGCGAGGCGAGGCACACAAAUACAGAAACUGGGAUGGACUUUGCAUUUGGCAUGCUGAACUGCAUCUAGAUGAGGAGUCCAAACUCCACACCUGGACCCUGCAUCCGUCCUUUGUCUGCACUCUCACCUCAGAACAAAUUUAGUGGCAUGAUCUGACACCUGAAGCGAUUUUCCAACAUACCUAUUGAUCCACAACACACACUAUCACACACCGUUAUAAAAGAAAUGUUGACAUUCAUAGGAGGAAGUUGAAGUGUGCCGCCUGAAGCCGAAUACAGAGAUUGUGAGUGGGUCAUCAGGCAGUCUCCCUAUGUCAGGCCGAAACGGGUCUGCAAGUGAUGCAGACUGCCAGAUCUCUGAGGACUGCCAAGUCCCAGAUGUUGAGCUGAUGGAGCUGGGGCCGCUGCUGGACGAAGGAGGGGGGCGACAGGCAGCGUCUAAAGGCGUCUAUCCAGAGGGAGCUGCGAUGCUUGCUGAGGAGGAAGAGGAGGACGAUGAGGUGGGAGAGGUCCUGACUUUACCACUUCAGGCUCACCACGCCAUGGAGAAGAUGGAGGAGUUUGUACACAAGGUUUGGGAGGGGCGCUGGAGGGUCAUCCCUUUUCACGUCCUGCCAGAGUGGCUUAAGGACAACGAUUACCUCUUGCAUGGACACCGACCCCCUAUGCCCUCCUUCCGGGCCUGUUUUGGAAGCAUCUUCAGAAUUCACACUGAGACAGGAAACAUCUGGACUCACCUGUUAGGGCUGAUAUUAUUCAUUUGUCUGGGCACGUUAACCAUGCUGCGGCCCAACAUGUAUUUUAUGGCUCCGCUGCAAGAGAAAGUGGUAUUCGGCAUGUUCUUCCUGGGAGCCGUGCUCUGCCUCAGCUUCUCCUGGCUUUUUCAUACCGUCUACUGCCACUCCGAGAAAGUGUCUCGCACCUUCUCCAAACUCGACUACUCGGGCAUUGCCCUCCUGAUCAUGGGCUCCUUCGUGCCCUGGCUGUACUACUCGUUCUACUGUUCCCCUCAACCUCGACUCAUCUACCUCACCAUUGUAUGUGUCCUCGGCAUUGCUGCCAUCAUAGUGGCCCAGUGGGACCGCUUCUCUACACCCCGUCACAGACCCACAAGAGCAGGUGUCUUCAUGGGUCUGGGACUAAGUGGCAUUGUUCCCACCAUGCAUUUCACCAUUGAGGAGGGUUUUGUUAAGGCUACCACAGUCGGGCAGAUGGGUUGGUUCUACCUAAUGGGUGCCAUGUAUAUCACUGGUGCUGGUCUGUAUGCAGCAAGGAUCCCUGAACGCUAUUUCCCUGGCAAGUGUGACAUCUGGUUCCAUUCUCAUCAGAUUUUUCAUGUUCUGGUGGUGGCAGCAGCGUUCAUUCACUUCUACGGCGUUUCCAACCUGCAGGAGUUCCGCUAUGGCCUCGAGGGAGGAUGCACAGAUGACACUCUACUCUGAGAGCCCCUGGCUGUGACAUCCUUUUCUUUAUAGCCCCACAAAACACGCACACACACACACACACACACACACACACACACACACACACAUAUAUGUAUACACACACACACACACACACACACACACACACACACACACACACACAAACACACUUAAAAUGCUGCUGGAAUUGAGUAUAGUCACUUAUUGCUCCCUGUGUGCUUUUGAUUUGCUAUCAUCCUGUUUGGGUUUUGGUUAUCUUACUGGUUUGGCUCCUUUUUACUCCAAUAAAGUAGCAUCAACUGGCCAUUGAACUAAGGGGGAAUCUUCCACAGGCACUACUUCUUCAAAAAUUAUGAAGCUUAGUUUGCAUUUUUAAGGAAGGUCAAAAUGGGAUUUUAACCAAAAUCAUAUAUUACUGUAAUUUCCUGGUCUCUUAGAAACUCUCUAGUAGCCCGACGUCUCCAUAGUCUGUUACCAUUGUGCAAAGGGUAAAGAGAGUAUUAUUUGUGCUGUAGCAUAGAGCACAUACUAUAAACCAUUCCUUUUAUCCCUCCCAGUCUACAUGUAGGUUAGAGGACUGGAGUAUGUUAGGUGCUUGAUGACCUACACACGUUUGUUUGAGGGGGAAGAAAGUAUACACAGUGUAUAUGGAUGUUGCCAGAUAUGUUGUGCUGUCACUUACUGUACAGCGUUCUGUUAAAACCCAUGGGCCCACCACAGACUCACUCAUGUCCAUAUUGCAAAUAUAAUCUAAUCUGUACUCUGAAGACCCGGUCAGUCCUCUAAAAUCUCAUUGAAGCAAAACAAAUCAUGAUUAUGAAAGGAACAUUUAGCUUAACAUAUGACCUAUAUGUGUUUCUGGGUAACUCUAGGGGUAAUGGUAAUCACAUUUUUGAACAAAUUAAUCGGUGGGAUGGAUAUUUCUCAGUUUCUUGGACUUUUAUACUGAAAUUCAAGUACUUUUGCAUAUGUUGUGUUAUUUAAAUUGACAAGCGUCCCCCCAAAAAAUGAUUUUAAAGUUGUUUGACGACAUGGAAAAGCUGUAAAGGUUUGUACCUUUUGUGGUAAAAUGUAUUGGCUCAGUUCAGGUUAGACUAAACUUCUUAAAAUGCUGAAAGGAAAAGAAUCUGUCAUCUUUCAGCCAGACGACACUAUUAAUUCAUUUCUAGAGUAAUAGUUCCUGGGCUACGCACAAUGUACAGAUCUGGAUUGGUCAAUUUUUUUGUCAGUUAGAUGUCUUUCUUUUGUGCUAGAUUUCAGAUGCAAUGAGAGGUGUAAAUAUCAAAUGCACCUUGGUGUAUACCAUCAAAUUCUAAACUUUAAAUCCCUAUAUGGGGUUUAUUUGUUAUGUACGGUAUGAUUGAUAUAAACUUUUAGUAUUUCUGUGCCUUAGGCCAAUGGAAAUGUUUUUAAAAGGAAAUGGCCUAUCUUAACCGUCAAGGGAGCUUCAAGGAUUUCCAAAUGUUGACUUUUAUGUUUUCCUGACCAUAAAUAUACAAUCAAAUCAUUAUUGAACUUACAACUCCAUUGAUAGGUUGUAUCAACUGCUGUUUAAGACUCCUUUUUCUAGAUCAACUUAUUCAAGCUUUAUUACAAAGACUAAAACAAUUUGUGUUCUUGCCUUUGUGUAAUGUCCUGUGUAGAAAGUGAUAAAUCAUACAUUUCACAGAAAUGUAAACAUAAAUAUUUAUUAAUGGUCA